This is a messenger RNA of Magnusiomyces paraingens, 1338 nucleotides long. RefSeq lists its product as uncharacterized. Gene Ontology annotation, molecular function: NADP binding; glutamate-5-semialdehyde dehydrogenase (NADP+) activity. Bases 1 to 1338 code for a protein of 445 amino acids. The record is from RefSeq and is a predicted model, not a curated record. Lineage: Eukaryota; Fungi; Ascomycota; Dipodascomycetes; Dipodascales; Dipodascaceae. The transcript has a single exon.
AUGUCUAGCGAAGCUGAAACCAUUGCUAAGACUGCCCGCAGGGCCUCUAACAUCAUCAAGACCCUUUCAAAUGAACAACGCAGUACUGCCCUGAAAAGCAUCUACGACACUCUUCGCGACCAUAAGACCCAAAUUCUUGAGGCCAAUGAGAAGGAUCUCGCCGAGGCCCGUGCUGCCAACUUCCCUAGCUCUCUUAUCAAGCGUCUGGACCUGACGGUUGGUGACAAGUACGACUCGAUGCUGCAAGGUGUGCUAGACGUUGCUGCUCUCGACGACCCCGUGGGCAAAAUUACACUUGCCACUAAACUUGAUGAGGGCCUUGAUCUCUAUCGUGUCACAGUCCCCGUUGGUGUUCUGCUUGUAAUUUUUGAAGCUCGCCCUGAAGUCAUUGCCAAUAUUUCUGCUCUCGCUCUCAAGUCUGGCAACGCGGCAAUUCUCAAGGGCGGAAAGGAGUCCACACACACCUUCAAGGCCAUGGCUGCAUGCGUUACCAAGGCUCUCGAGGCCACCGGAACUGUUCCUGCUCACACAAUUCAGCUUAUCACUACUCGUGAGGAAGUUGGCUCGCUGCUUAGCCAAGAUAUGUACAUUGACCUUGUCAUUCCGCGCGGUUCCAACGCCCUGGUGCGUCACAUCAAGGAAAACACAAAGAUCCCCGUGCUUGGUCAUGCCGAUGGUAUUUGCUCCAUUUACGUCGCCAAAGAUGCCGAUGCUCAAAUGGCUGCUCGCAUUGUUGUUGAUGCGAAGACAAACUACCCUGCCGGGUGCAAUGCCGUCGAGACCUUGUUGCUUGAUGAGUCUAUUCUUUCCACAAAAACUUUCCCCACAAUCAUUGAAGCUCUGCUUAAGGCUGGUGUUACUCUUAAAGUAACUCCUGAAAUUGAGCUGUGGCUUACCAAAAACGACAUUACCAUUCCGGAAUCUGUCAAGGUUGUUCCAGCCACCGAACAAGACUUUUACACCGAAUUCCUCGACCACAUCAUUGCAAUUAAGGCUGUCCCCUCUCUCGCCGACGCUAUUGAGCACAUCAACGAGCACGGCUCCCAUCACACAGACUGUAUCAUCACAAAGGAUGAAGCUGAGGCAAACACCUUUCUCAAGGGUGUUGACUCAGCCGGUGUUUACUGGAACGCCUCCACCCGCUUUGCUGAUGGGUUCCGCUACGGUUUCGGUACCGAAGUCGGCAUUUCUACUAACAAAAUCCAUGCACGCGGUCCCGUGGGUCUCGAAGGCCUUGUGGGUUACCAUUACCAGCUCAAGGGUCAUGGCCAAAUUGCUGCCGACUACGCUGGCGCUGGCGGUAACAAGCAGUUCCUUCACACACCUAUUGACCAUUAG